AUGGAGUCACAAUAUCCCAGUAAGGGAUCCUUGCCUCCCUCGACAAAUAGCACCGCUGCGGAGGAGAGUUCGUCACAAGAGAAAUGCUUGAAAAGGCAACAGGACCUUUCCUCGCCAAGUAAAGCGUUCGACCGCCAUCUGGACGACGAAACAAACUCGCCACCCGUCGUGCAAGGCCUAGCCUCCAACGACGACCAUCGGGACUCCAUCGUCGUAGUAGAGAGCCAAGACCAACAAAAACAACAACAGCUGCAGCAAGGAUCAGAACAAACAUACCAACAACCAGAAACGCCAUAUCGUCGUCGAGAUAUCGUCGAGCAGGCCCGUAGCACGGCGGUCCCGACAAGAGUUCGGGAAGCCGAGAGCCACCAAAGCCAACCACCCCAGCUGGUCUACCAGGUCCGCCGACAGUUUGACAACGAAACCGGUGACGCUACAACAUCGACCACCAGCAGCAGCGAUCGCACCACCACUACCAGUAGCAGUGACCGCACUACCACAAGUAGCAGUCGCAGCAGCAACAGCAGGACGAGCAACCGAUCAAGCAGCCGAUCAACCACAUCAAUAUCAAUCUUGCCGCCCACCAGCUCAUCCGCAUCAUUGACCAAAUCCCCAAGCACCCUGACUACCUCAAUAUCCGCCUCGCCAAACGUCACGCUGUCUCUCCUACCACCGGCCGGGGGCGGCAACUCCACGGGCUCCGGCCCCACCACCACCGUGACCAUCAUCACGGGCCCGCCACCAUCCAAUGCGCCAUCCGCAGCCACCAGCAGCGAUGAGCGCAUGUCCGCCAACCUCGUGCUCGUCGUGACCUUUUGCGCCGUGUUCGGUGCCGUAAUGCUAAUCGGCACAGGAAUCUUCCUGUGGAAGCGGGCGCGGAGGCGAAGGGACCGCAUGAGCGGCUCAACGAGCAAAAGUGGCGGCAUCGGCGGCAAGGGAGGGCAGGGCAGCGGCGGGAAGCGUGGAAAGCGCAGCAAGUACGACGGACCCACGGGCUCGCUGUACGGCGACGACCCCUACGCCACAGCCGCGGGGGAGAUGGAGAACGGGCCCGUGUGGGGUGUCACGCCGCCGUGGGCCGUGGCGGACCUGCCGCUCACCCCGCCGCCCAUAGUGCUGCCGCCCGACCCGAACAGGCGCAUGACCCUGCCAGGUACCAUGUCCAGAACGCUGCCCAAGAUUGUGGCGCAGCGAGCCACCCCGAUGACCGACAGAAGUUCGAGCAACUAUCCACCGUCGAGGAGCGGGAGCAGUGCGUACAGUCCACCUAGGGGGAGGAGUACGAGGGACGAGGGAUACGAUCCCAGCAAUGUGAUAUGA
This is a messenger RNA of Pyricularia grisea, 1320 nucleotides long. RefSeq lists its product as uncharacterized. Lineage: Eukaryota; Fungi; Ascomycota; Sordariomycetes; Magnaporthales; Pyriculariaceae. The transcript has a single exon. The coding region runs from base 1 to 1320 and encodes 439 amino acids. The record is from RefSeq and is a predicted model, not a curated record.